Messenger RNA from Brassica oleracea var. oleracea, 1269 nucleotides. Its product is annotated as expansin-A1. The record is from RefSeq and is a predicted model, not a curated record. The transcript has 4 exons. Lineage: Eukaryota; Viridiplantae; Streptophyta; Magnoliopsida; Brassicales; Brassicaceae. Gene Ontology annotation, biological process: plant-type cell wall organization. The coding region runs from base 142 to 888 and encodes 248 amino acids. Gene Ontology annotation, cellular component: extracellular region.
UGACUAUGUUUUUCUAUAUAUUGAACUACUGCCUCCUCUGCUUUUUCCAAUUCUAAACCAAACAACACAUUCACAUAAUCAUCUCUCUUUCUUUCCUCUUUAAGAAAGGAACAAAGAUCAAAGCUUCCAAGUUAUAACAAGAUGGGUCUUGUCGGCUUCUUGCUUAUGGUUAUUGUCGGAGUAAUGACGUCAAGUGUGAAGGGCUACGAUGGAGGUUGGGUAAACGCACACGCCACAUUUUACGGCGGUGGUGAUGCCUCCGGCACCAUGGGUGGUGCUUGUGGGUACGGAAACCUUUAUAGCCAAGGCUAUGGAACCAACACGGCCGCGCUGAGCACUGCUCUGUUCAACAACGGGCUGAGCUGUGGUGCUUGCUUCGAGAUAAGAUGUCAGAACGACGGGAAAUGGUGCCUCCCUGGCUCAAUCGUUGUCACAGCGACUAACUUUUGCCCACCAAACAACGCUUUACCGAACAACGCAGGAGGUUGGUGUAACCCUCCUCAGCAGCAUUUCGAUCUCUCUCAGCCUGUAUUUCAACGCAUCGCUCAAUACAAAGCUGGCAUUGUCCCCGUCGCCUACAGAAGAGUGCCAUGCGUGAGAAGGGGAGGAAUAAGGUUUACGAUAAACGGACAUUCUUACUUCAACCUUGUUCUGAUUACGAACGUCGGAGGAGCUGGAGAUGUUCACUCUGCGUGGGUUAAAGGGUCAAGAACAGGAUGGCAAGCCAUGUCUAGAAACUGGGGGCAAAACUGGCAAAGUAACUCUUAUCUUAACGGACAAGCUCUCUCUUUCAAAGUCACAACGAGCGAUGGUCGCACUAUUGUAUCCAACAACGUCGCUUCCGCAGGCUGGUCCUUCGGCCAGACCUUCACCGGCGCACAGAUAUAGACUUGACUACGUGGUUCGUGUGUGUGCAGUAGUAGAAAGCUUAGAGGGUCAUAUUAGUAAUUUGGUACGUUCUUUCAGUUUGGGGUUUCACCUAAAAAGAAGUGGUGCUUCGAGUGCUUGAUUUUCCACAAGGCCUUGAUGACGUCAUCUUUUGGGGACCUUUGUUCUCUUUCUAUUACUGGUAAGGUUUGUUUUUAAGUUAUACUGAUGCAGAGGUGGAGUUAAGAACCACCCGCUAGUAGUAAAGUUCCGUUUGUAUCCCUUCUUGAAGCUAGAGGGAGAGUUUCGUGCUUCAAGAAUUGUUUGAUUUGUAUUUUCUCAAGUCAUCUAUGUUGUGAAUUUUCAAUUUUUAUAAAGAUUGUUGGGGAUUUGUUAUUUCAA